GAAAAUGAAAACUGUCAAGUCAAAGUUAGCGGUUGUCGUCAUCUGUGCGCUAGUCAGGACACACAAUGUGCGUGAGCCAUGACUGGACAGGUGACCUGGGAUAACACACGCCGCGUGUUCAGCAUGGAGCCAACAGCUGGCUGCUUCCCGACAGUCCCGGAGCACGAAUUGUACCGCAGUGUCCAAGCGGUUUUGCCCAGAGAAACCGACAACCUGCAUUCUCCCGACUGUCUCAACAAAGGCAUGCUGAGAUGGACUCUUCACAAGAAGGUGCAGGACAAUCCGGCCAACAGCGUGUCUCUGCUGUGGGUUCUGAUAAAAGAGCUGGAAAAGGCGGAGAGGUGGGACAAUCGUGAAUACAUCAUUCCUCUGCUCCACACACUCAUGUAUGCCAUCAUUCAGACAGCCUACAUCCCAGAUGAGCUCUACAAACGUGUUUAUGACGUCUGUAAGCGACUGCUGACCUACCCUCAGCCCUAUUGCACCGUCGGCCUUAGCUACACCAGGCAGAUAAAAACUGAACGCUCCAUCCCAGGUCUACUCUAUCAGAGGAUGCUGGUCGCAGAGCAAAGACUGAAUAAUGAACAUUAUCCCUUUCAAGAGAGGGUUUUUGUUCUGGCCGACCCUGAGGUCUUUUCUGGCUCUGGGGCACAAGUUGUGAUGGAUGACAUUGAGGCAGCAAUGGCUUCCGUUUCAAGUCCAACAGCUCACAUGUGCAAUGUGGUCCAACAUUCCAUCCAGGCUGCUUUAGGAGAGCAGUGCCACGGACCCAAACUGACCAAGACCCUUAAGGAUAUGGAUGUCGAACCUUAUUUUCAGGAUGUGUUGGCGACUCUAGAGCAGUGUGUCAAAGAGGGCCACGGUGAGGUGGGGGAAACACUGAGGAGCCGUCUUCAGCAGCUUCAGAGUGAAAUUGUCACAGGUGCAGCCUCAGAGCCUACUUCCGUUGGACCUCUUUCUGACUGCCCUCUUCCUAACCCUGAGAUGAGCUUCCACCUGUGGACAGAGGAUCUGGAUAUCUGGCGAGAGGUGGCCAAGUGUCUGCGAUCCAGCUCCACAACGGAGAAUUUCUCCCUCAGCUCGGAUCACGAGGACCCCGAGCUGGGCGACUCGCCCGGCGAACUAAUGCCACAUGACCAGACUCGCUUCUCGGUCAUAUCCAACGACAGUGGCAUUGAAAGAGACCUACACCCCGGCGGCGAUACAUCGCUCAUGGCAUCGCUCGAUUCCGCCAAUGUCAGCGCAGCGUGGGAAGCCUGCAAAAGCGAGCAAGAGUCGGUCAGGUUGUCCCGCCGUGGAGGCAUGAAGGUGAAGCCGUCCGUGAAGGACAGCGUGGUGCUCAUGCAGGACACCCUGGAAGGUCACGCCAGUCUGUGGGCAGGAGGACUCGGGGGCAGGGAAGGAGGAAGGCAGGUCACGCUGCAAAGGCGAGCAGGAAGCAGUGCGCCUCAGAACCCCUUCCCCAAGCAGCAAAGACACUUUACCGCAAGGAUCGUGGUCAUGGGGGGUGAUAGUAUCGUGGGCCGCCUGGCUAAAGCCUACUACUGCUUAAGGAAAAGGGAAGCACGGAGACUUUUUCUUACUACAAAAGUCAACCUGCAGUUUUAUUACAUUCCCGUUGAUGCAGUGUCAACUACCACCUCCUCUGGCAAGGAGAACCAUCAGUCCAAGCAGAGUUCCUGCACACUCGGAUCCUACCUGAGCAGGGUUGACCCGUGGUACAACUGCAACAUCAACAGUUUGGGCUGCAUGAUCCCCAAACUGGCUAAAAUGCAACAAACAACCCCAGCAAAGCCCAAAGAGCCAUUUGUGUCUGACGUUAUUUCUUACUACGUACGUAUGGGCCAACAGCCGGUCUACUUCAACAUCUACUGCGUAAAGAUCACCUUUAAAACCAUGACAAAAGAACCAGUGGAGGAUGUCUUCCUCACUCAUUUGGAUGUAGAUGUUCCUGAACUCCGACCCUCCAUGGCUCCAAUGAGAGAGAAGCAGAAGAAGAGCAUAGCAGAUGUAUGCGGGGCCCUUGUCUGCAUCAAUUACAAAAAAGUGAUACUCAGUGGUCGUGACGUCGACAGAGGGAUGCCAGUAAGGACAACUGGCGUUCGCAUCAGUGCUAUGCCUUCCAAUGCAACAGAAGAUCUGAACUGUUUGACACUUACCUGGAAGGACGCGUCCGCAAAAGCUAAAAACAACAAUACGGAGUCCAAAAUCCGGAGCAACAACAUCAGGAUUUGUUCGCUAGAGAGUCGAUCAUGGCUCCGAGUUACAAUAGACAGAGAUUCAAAAAGGACCUACAACAAUGUGCAAAGCAUUGAAAUUGCAUCCUGCCUUGACCCUGGAUACUGUGUCCAAAAAUACAUGAUGUCCAAAUUAAACCUCGGCGAGGACAAAAAGGCUGGACUGAGCCAGUACAUGAGCAAAGGACUUCCUCUACCUGUCAACACGUUUGCUGGCAUCAUCAGCUGACUUCUGCACGAGAACACCCUUAACCCUGUGUGCCUCCACACAUGCAAACAUUCUGCAUGUAGAACUAUCUGAAGGCCUAAUGCAACAAUUAGUCCUAAAAAAAAAAUGACUGAACUGUGCUGAACCGCAAGUAAAACUGACACAACUAAUAUUAUUAUUACUGAGAAACGUGACUUAAAUGACACAACCUAUGUUUAUAGAAUUGCACUUAUGCCUCAAACCACCCGAACCUCAUUUUCUCUUCAGGAUUUCUUGCUGGAAGUGUCUUGGGUGUGUGUGUGUGUGUGUGUGUGUGUGUGUGUGUGUGUGUGUGUGUGUGUGUGUGUGUGUGUGUGUGUGUGUGUGUGUGUGUGUGUGUGUGUGUGUGUGUGUGUGUGUGUGUGUGUGUGUGUGUGUGUGUGUGUGUGUGUGUGUGUGCGUGUGUGUUCUGGCAAUGCUUAGUUAAUGGGGACAUCACUCUGUUUACACCAGGGGUGUCAAACUCAAAUACAGAGUGGGCCAAAAUUUAAAACUGAACAAAGCCGCGGGCCAAGGUUGAACAAAUUAACCUUUUAAUAGGGACCCAAACAAGUUUUGCAUUGAAUAUUGAACAAGCAAGGCUUAUAUAACUUUAUAGUGACAUGCAAAAUCAAGUUUCAAAUAAUAAUAAUAAUAAUUAAAAAAUAUCAAUGGCAUAUCAAAUACAAUUUAAAUAAAAAUUGAAUGCCUCUUUUCUAUUUGCGGCCUUCUGAGGUAAAUAUCAACAUUAACUUUUUCCACAGGCUAAUAAAUUUGAAAAUAAAAUAACAAUUAAUAAACCAACCAUUCAGGACUUUAAACUGCUCAGUUUGCAACACACUGAUCUAAUCUGAUGUGCUCAAGCCAGAUACCUGCCAUCUUUUCUUGGAUGCUAGUUCAUUUAUGCCCGGGCUCAGGCUUUGAGCUGAGGCAACCUUCAUUAUCGAACAAAGGUGUUCAUCAGUCAUUAUAUCUCAUAGUCCACCCGUCUUAGGGCGUGCCUUAAAGGCACUGCCUUUAACGUGCUCUACGAGCUGUCGUCACGUCCGCUUUUCAUCCAUUCUAACAACGUGCCGGCCCAGUCACAACGUAUGUGCGGUUUCUGUAUGAACGAUACAGGUUACACUGAGGGUGCCCGUAUAAACAACUUUAACACUGUUACAAAUAUACGCCACACUGUGAAUCCACACCAAACAAGAAUGACAAACAUAUUUCGGGAGAACAUCCGCACCGUAAUACAACAUAAACACAACAGAACAAAUACCCAGAACCCUUUGCAGCACUAACUCUUCCCCCACCUUGUAGCGUCCCGGAAGAGUCUCCCGGGAGGGUUGGCAAGUAUGAUAAUAUGCGGUGUUACCGCGGCACCGCCGCUGUAUAUAAUCUGCGGGCCAGCUCUAGUGUUAACUUGAUAUUGCCUCAAGGGCCAAGUGAAAUUACACGGCGGGCCAAAUUUGGCCCGCGGGCCAGAGUUUGACACCCAUGGUUUACACAGUCAUCUUUAGGGGACCUCUGACAGUAUGGGGACAAAAAAACAGGUCCCCUAAAGGGAAACCUUUUUAAAUGAUAGUCAGAUCCAUUCUGAAGAUGCCUAAGUGAUUUUUAUUACAUUUUUACAUGAUUACCUUAAAGUAUGAUUCACAUUCAGAAUUUUUCCAUCCUUCUAUAUAUGGUAGUUGGAGUUGCAGACAACUUCAUUACUGCUAAAUAGCAGUUUCCAGUAAUGUCACAGAAGAUGCAGGAUUUGCUUUAACAUUUAAGUGGUGAAACUUCCUAUAAGAGGACAGCUGUAGUGCUGUAUUCUGAGGAUCAUGUCAUAUUUAAUUUGAACUUUUUUUUUUUUUAAAUGGUCCUCAGUAGUCAUGUACAAAUGUGUGUGAAUUAUGCAUAAUUAUUUAAAUUUGGUCCCCAUGAACCAUAUUAACUCUUUUUCCCCAGGGUCCCCAGUAAGAAUGAUCAGCACAUUACUUCAUCAAUCCAGAGAUUUAAAGACGUGUAUGAGCUAACUGGGCAGUGGCCAUUUUACCUAAUUUUUUUUAAGUCUCCACAACCUGUAGAAAGGGUGGUCCCCACAAGUGAUGAUCAAAAACUUGGUCCCCAUUCCAAAUGAUAACCAGUAUGUGUGUGUGUGUGUUGGUGUGUGUGUGUCUGUGUGUGUGUGUGUGUGUGUACCAAAACUGUCGGCAUGGUCUGAGAGCAGCUGUGUGUACACAAAUACGCCACUCUUGCCUGCAUAUCAUCAUGCGGUCUUUUGUUUGGGAGGGCCUUUUGAUGAUGGACUGACACUACUCGCUUGUUAUUCAUGAAAUAUGUGAUUGCAUCCCUUCUCUCAGCCACUUGUGACUCAUAUAGCGUCAGAAUCAGUGUGUUAUGUUCCCAGGGAAGUUUUCAUUUUGAUCAUGACAAUGUUGUUAAUCAUGCGGGACAAAAAUAUACACAAAUGUAUAACUCGUGAUCUAUUUUGCACAUCGUUUUCAUGCAGUUUGUCAUAAAAAAAAAAUAAUUGGAUACCGCUGUAAAUCUAAUUGUAAUUAUGUAAAUAAAUAAUAGUGUUUUGUAAAUCGGUUUUCUUGUGUAGUUCCCUUUGCUUUCUUGCAGUGGCGUGUAACGACCACCAGAUAGCAGCAUUUCUCCGGUGCCGUGACCAGCUUGAUUGACAAGGAGUUUUCUGUCCAGAGCAUGCGGAGAGCAUCUCGCCCUCGUACCUCUGCAGGUCUGUGGCUCUCUGGCAAUGACUCACUGGAAUACCGCAUCACACUUUUUGUUGUUUUGAUGUGAUAUUUCUCUUUUAAUUGUUUUUUUCUUUUCUUGUGGGGUUCCUGCUUUUCUGCAUCUGCACCCUGCACUGAGAGGAGGAGCAG
Molecule: messenger RNA, 5324 nt
Organism: Entelurus aequoreus (snake pipefish)
Lineage: Eukaryota; Metazoa; Chordata; Actinopteri; Syngnathiformes; Syngnathidae
Product: phosphoinositide 3-kinase regulatory subunit 6
Exons: 21
Coding region: 79-2466 (795 amino acids)
Biological process (GO): G protein-coupled receptor signaling pathway; positive regulation of MAP kinase activity
Cellular component (GO): phosphatidylinositol 3-kinase complex, class IB
Molecular function (GO): 1-phosphatidylinositol-3-kinase regulator activity
Source: RefSeq, a predicted model, not a curated record